AUGGUAAUUUUAGGCGAAAUUUUUCCUAAUUUUAAGGCCCAAACUACUGUCGGGGACAUAAUGUUUCACGAUUGGCUUAAAGACUCCUGGGGUAUACUUUUCUCUCACCCGGCCGAUUUUACACCUGUAUGCACAACAGAAUUAGCUCAAGUAAUCAACCUGCAGAAUGAGUUUAAAAAACGCAAUGUUAAAGUGAUAGCUUUAUCAUGUGAUCCGGUGGAAACACACUUGAAAUGGUGCAAUGAUAUAAAAUAUUACGCUGGCAAUGCGGGAAAUGAAUUUCCCUAUCCAAUUAUAGCAGAUGAUGACAGAGAGUUGGCAUUACAGCUGCAAAUUAUUGAUCCAGAUGAAAAAACAAGUGAUGGUAUUCCGUUAACUGCAAGAGCAGUUUUUAUUGUUGAUCCCAGUAAGAAAAUGAGGCUGUCUAUUUUGUAUCCUGCUACAACUGGAAGAAACUUCAAUGAAAUUUUGAGAGUGAUUGACUCAUUACAGCUUUGUGAUAAGCACAAAGUGGCUACACCUGUUGAUUGGAAGAAUGGUGAUGAUGUGAUGGUUCAACCCUCUGUCUCUGAUAAAGAAGUUAAAACUCUUUUUCCAGCUCUAACUGUUGUUACUUUGCCCUCUGGAAAAGGUUAUAUUCGUAAAACACCCCAACCAGAAUAA
This is a messenger RNA of Brassicogethes aeneus, 663 nucleotides long. NCBI's taxonomy places the organism in Eukaryota, Metazoa, Arthropoda, Insecta, Coleoptera, Nitidulidae. The record is from the annotation of a GenBank genome assembly.